Messenger RNA from Vitrella brassicaformis, 1848 nucleotides. NCBI's taxonomy places the organism in Eukaryota, Vitrellaceae. The record is from the annotation of a GenBank genome assembly.
CCAGCAUAAUAUUAUGUCAUUCAGAGAUGAGUCAUUCAUUCUGUCACGGUUUGCUUUCCAUGGACAAGUCGGCCCGGAUAUAUAUCCCACAUACACCCCCUGCAAUGUGACACCCACACAAGGCAAGGCAGCCAGCCAUAUUGAUUGACUGACUGACACAGGCCGAAACGGAAAGACGGCGCCGCAGCCAAACACACGGACGGGAAGGCAAUGAGUGUACCCAUAUACACAGCCAGUCAGUCAGCCAGCCAGCCAGCCAUCCUCUCUCCCUCCAACCAGCACCGUCGCUACACCGCGUAACCUGACACGCAAAACCCGAGAAAACAAUCGGUGCGAGAACUUUUGUUCAGUGAUUGCUGGGUGCCUUGCUCCCUCACCCAUCUAUCGGUCGAAGAUGCUCCGCGCAACAGCGGUCCCCAGCGGCACACGGGCCAGUCGGUGGUCACUGGAUGGCGGUCCUUGAACGCCUCACCCGCACCAGCCACGGGCGGCUCAGUCGUGUAGACAGUGACGCCCACUGCACUCACACAAACGAAAAACAAGGGUGUGAGUGCUCCGUUUUGGGCUGUGCUGUCCAGUGCCAUGCCUACCAGGGUCAUCGACCAUCGGCAGCUCCACAAGUCGGAUCCACGCGACGAAGGCAUGGCUGGCGUCCGUCAACACGAGCCGACGGUACCAGUUGACAUCGUCGUUGGAGGCGUUGAGGAAGGCGGUGGUGCUGCUGCAUCCCGCCACUGGUGCGUGGGGGGACUGCGUCAUCAGGUUGUGCAGCCGAUGGUUCUCCACAUGCCUGACCACAACACCAGAGCCCGGCCCGCAGACACGGCAUCACCGAGCGACACACGGUAAUUAGGCUGAGGGCCCCAUUCACCUUUCUAUAAUGUUUCUCGUUCUGUUGAUUUGAGGAUUGUACUCAAAUUUGGAAACCACACGAUCAGGACGAUGUCCGUGACGGACGACGACAGAGAUGAGAUGCCGCAACCAUGCAUCUCCACCCAGCGGUACCCCGGCCGAUAAGUCAUAUUGAUCAUGGCCGGCGGAUCAUCCUGCUGCUGGUGUGGGUUGUACCGAAGGGGCGGGUCGACGACCAUCGACUCCCGGAACCACUCGAGGGUCUUGCCGCCGACGUUGAUGUGGCGGCCUACGAUCUUGUGGUGGGCCAAAACACGCGCAUCCGCCAGAAACGCCUGCAGACACACCGGCCAGAAGAGGAAAAGGAGUUCAACGGUCAUUCAUCCUGCCUCCGUUCUUACCGUUUUGUUUGCGUACUGGUGGACGUCAGCAGCCGUGACGGUGAGGGGCAGCUGGCAACACCCACACUGCCCCGCCAGCUCAAUCGCCCUACCCAUCUUGCCCCAGCCCCCCGCAUCCACCACACACAUGGCCGCCAGCAGGUCCGCCACACCCAUUUCCUGCUCAUCGAACCGCAGAAACUCCACCGUUGUCUGCCCAUUGACUACGCGCCGCAGCCCCGCCUGUGUGCUGAGGGCGUAGCUGAGCCGCUGCCGCAGCUGGGCCGCCUUGAAGAGUGCUCUGAGCCAUCUGGAUGUGCUUCUGAGGCGCAUGAUGUCGUCAAGGCUGAGCAGGAAGAAGCUGCGCCUCCCGACGCAGAGGUAUGUCACGGGAUUCUGCUGCUCCUCCUGCUCCUGUUGCUGCUGCUGUUGUUGCUGUGGCUGCUGUUGCUGUUGCUGCUGUUGGUGUGGUUGAGGGUUCUUGGGGCGCCACACCAGCCGCCGCCGGUUCUUGUGCGUGUGAUGAUGCUGCAUCGCGACUUACUGAGACGAACCUCGAUGAACCCAAUGAGGCAUCGGGCCGAUGCGAUACUUCUACGAGGCGGCAGCUUUUGCG